Molecule: messenger RNA, 1312 nt
Organism: Sorghum bicolor (sorghum)
Lineage: Eukaryota; Viridiplantae; Streptophyta; Magnoliopsida; Poales; Poaceae
Exons: 2
Coding region: 332-1117 (261 amino acids)
Source: RefSeq, a predicted model, not a curated record
UCGUCCAAGCCGUCCAAAGGAGGGUGCGAGCGGCCCAGAUCUUGCACACGGCACGCCCGCACGGCAAGACUCUGCGUCUUCUCUCUUCUGCCGCAGGGGCCUGGGCCUUCUUCCUCCUCUUCCGCCCCUCCACUGCUCCUUCUCUCGCCUCUGCCUCUUGACCUCUCCAUCGUUCGACCUCGCAACGCGGCAAGUAGGGGGUGCGGCGGUCUUCACCGAGAUGACCACCAUCGUGAUCACCGUAGGCGAUCUCCCGCGACACUUCCCCCUCUCCGUGCUUUGCUAGACAGAGAGAUCCGGGUUCUUCCUUGGUUUGCUAGGUGAGGACAUCAUGUGGAGCUUUGCAUCAAAUGCCAUAGCUGGAAGCCUUAAGAAAAAGGGACAACCCUCAAAAUGCAGCAUAUCCAAUCCAGAUUGUUCUGAUGAUGAAGUUUCUUCAUGUACCAGCAGAGAGGAAGGCCUUGAUUGUCCAAUAUGUUGGGAAUCCUUCAACCUUGUGGAGAAUGUUCCCUAUGUCUUGUGGUGUGGCCACACAAUGUGCAAAAACUGCAUCCUUGGUCUUCACUGGGCAGUUGUCAAGUUUCCGUCCCUUCCUAUCCAGCUGCCUUUGUUCAUCUCAUGCCCCUGGUGCAACCUGUUGUCUUUCCGUCUGGUUUACAAGGGCAACCUCAGGUUCCCACGCAAGAACUACUUUCUGCUCUGGAUGGUUGAGAGCAUGAAUGGUGAGAGAGCGAAAUUCCAUUCCUCUAAUCAUGAAGAGCACCAUUCCUCAUGGCAUUCAAGUGCCGGCACAAAUUCCAGUCAUCAACACCGAAGAAAUGCUACUGUACGAUCAGAGAGCUCUUCUGCCAGAGAAACAAGUGUCGUCGGUAACAUUUUCCACACUGACAACAUUAGUGCUUCUCUGCAGAAGCUUAUGGUAUGCUUCAUGCAGCUGACAGCCAAGUUUCCACUCGUGAUAAUCUUCCUGCUGAUAGUCCUUUAUGCUGUCCCUGCAAGUGCUGCUGUUCUGGUCCUGUAUGCCCUUGUCACGUUUUUGUUUGCACUGCCCUCAUUUUUGAUCCUCUACUUUGCUUAUCCCAGCUUGGAUUGGCUUGUCAGAGAGAUCUUCGCUUAAUUCGUGUUGUCUGAAAAUGUCAGCGCAGUUCGUGAGGCUGUGACACAUAUAUUAUGUAUUUCAUGGCCACCUGCCCUCGUGGGCCCUGUAUAGUUUCUACUGAUUUUCUGUCCUUCCCUGUCCUUCUAAGCACCCUAUUUAUGUUGUAGCUAUCUAUUUAUUAAAAAUGCUCUGCAAUGCUUUUAUUUGUGGUUC